Molecule: messenger RNA, 3171 nt
Organism: Biomphalaria glabrata
Lineage: Eukaryota; Metazoa; Mollusca; Gastropoda; Planorbidae
Exons: 16
Coding region: 43-3036 (997 amino acids)
Biological process (GO): carbohydrate metabolic process
Molecular function (GO): hydrolase activity, hydrolyzing O-glycosyl compounds
Source: RefSeq, a predicted model, not a curated record
AGUCCAUGUCCUGUAAGAUGUACAGAAACCAACCAGAAGAAAAUGCCCACAUUGUGGGUUGGUCUACUCGGGCUACUAGCCUUGGUGUAUUGUCCAGCCGAGGCCGCUAAAAAUUACGCUUCAGCUUUGAGCAAGUCUAUUCUUUUCUAUGAUGCCCAAAGAUCAGGACCACUUCCUGCUAAUAAUCCAGUCCCAUGGAGAGGUGAUUCAGCCCUGAACGAUUGUGUGGUUGGAGGUUGGUACGAUGCAGGUGACCACGUCAAAUUUGGACUGCCCAUGUCUUCUUCCACAACUUUGUUACUCUGGGGCCUCAUUAGGUUUAAAGAUGGUUACAUCAAGGCUAACCAGCUCAAUCAGAUGCUGGACUCCAUCAAGUGGCCGUUAGAUUAUUUCCUUCGUGCCUGGAAUCCAAGCACACGUACUCUGACUGUGCAGGUGGGCGACGGCUAUGCUGACCACGAGUGGUGGGGGAGGCCCGAGGAUAUGACCAUGUCCAGACCUUGCCAGACAGUGACCACAUCAAACAGAGGCAGUGAUGUGGCUGCAGGAACAGCAGCCGCUCUGGCAGCAGGGGCAGUAGCUUUCAUGAAUAAUGGGGACACAGUCUACAGUGACGAGUUGUUGGUGGCAGCGGAGAGUCUCUAUGACUUUGCUAAGACCUACAGAGGAAUAUUCUACGGUGCCGCAUCUUUCUAUUCGUCCAGCGGUGACCGUGACGAACUGUGCGAGGCAAGUAUCUGGCUGUAUAAGGCCACUAGGCUGAGCAAGUAUCUCAAUGACGCUCGAUCCUUCGUGGACACAGGGACUGCCUGGGCACUGAGCUGGGAUGACAAGAGAGCUGCCUGCCAACUACUUCUAUACGAAGAGACUCAUGAAAACCAGUACAGAAGCGCUGUAGUCAAUUUCCUACAAAGUUGGCAACCUGGCGGUGGCGUAAGUUACACACCUUGUGGCUUAGCAUGGAGAGAUAAAUGGGGUGCCAAUAGGUAUGCUGGCAAUGUUGCCUUCUUGGCUCUUCUUGCUGGUGAGAUGGGAAUCGACGCUGCCAAAUACAGGAAGUGGGCAGUAGAGCAGGUGAACUUUCUCCUUGGGGACAACAACCACGCUGGGGGCUGCUUCAGCUACGUGGUGGGCUACGGAAACACGUACCCCUUGCAGCCUCACCACAGGAGCUCCUCCUGCCCUUCACCGCCUCAGGCUUGCAACUGGGACACAUACAACCUGCACUCCCCCAACCCACACGUUCUUAACGGCGCCCUGGUGGGAGGUCCAGACCAGAACGACAACUAUGUUGACCUGAGGUCGGACUAUGUGCACAACGAGGUGGCCACGGAUUAUAAUUCAGGCUUUCAAGGAGCGCUGGCCGGAGCUGUCCACUUGGAGGCUUUGCACGCUCUCCCUUCCACCAACAACAGAUGCCCUUGUAAUCAAUAUCACAAAUAUCAGAGACCUAAUAUACUCUGUCAACUCAUAUCUCCAGAUAUCAGAGACCUAAUAUACUCUGUCAACUCAUAUCUCCAGAUAUCAGAGACCAAAUAUACACUGUCAACUCAUAUCUCCAGAUAUCAGAGACCUAAUAUACACUGUCAACUCAUAUCUCCAGAUAUCAGAGACCUAAUAUACACUCUAGAGUGUAGGCUUGUAACCAUGGCAACGUUCGGACUAGCGGUCAUACUUAUGACCACCAUCUUGCUCCACUCUUCGGAAUCAGCUAAAAACUAUGGGGUAGCUCUAGCCAAGUCUAUAUUAUUUUAUGACGCUCAGAGGUCUGGCAAACUUCCAGCCAACAAUCCCAUUCAUUGGAGAGGUGACUCUGCCCUGCAUGACUGUGUGGUAGGUGGGUGGUACGACGCGGGUGACCACAUCAAGUUUGGACUUCCAAUGUCCUACACAGCCACUGCUCUAGUUUGGUCACUUGUCAGAUUUAAAGAUGGCUAUCAGAGAGCUGGUCAGCUUAACCAAAUGUACGACAUGAUUAAGUGGCCCCUGGACUAUUUCCUAAAAGCCUGGCGUCCGGCGCAAAACGAGCUGGUCGUUCAAGUUGGGGAUACGCAUGAUCACGACGUCUGGGGGCGGCCAGAAGACAUGACGAUGAACAGGCCAUGCGCAGUGGUCAAUACAGCUCAUAAGGGCAGCGACAUCGCAGCUGGGACUGCUGCUGCUCUUGCAGCAGGGUCUAUAGCCUUCAAAGAGAAAGGUGAUACAGCCUACAGCGACCAACUCCUUAGUGCGGCCAAAAGUCUUUAUGCUUUUGCCAAAGCUCACAGGGGCCUGUACAAAGGGGCCGCCGAGUUUUACGAUUCCAGCGGUGACAAAGACGAGCUGUGCGAGGCAAGUGCCUGGCUGCACAAGGCAACAAAUGAAGCCCACUAUCUGGCAGACGCGAGGACAUUUGUGGAGCACGAAGCAGCCUGGGCCUACAGUUGGGACGACAAACAAGUGGCCUGCCAUCUCUUGAUGUAUGAAGAAACUAAAGACAAUCAAUAUAAGAAUCUGGUGACGUCAUUCUUUCAUGACUGGAUGCCUGGAGGCAGUGUCCUCUACACACCUUGCGGUCUGGCCUGGAGAGACAAGUGGGGAUCUAACAGCUACGCAGGUAACGCCGCAUUCAUCGCUUUGUUAGCUGCAGAAGACGGCAUUAACUCUGCUGCUUACAGGAAAUGGGCCACCGAACAGAUCAACUACUUCCUUGGGGACAACCAUCACAACGGCGGCUGCUUUAGCUUCGAGGUGGGCUACGGGAGCAAGUACCCCCUUCAUCCUCACCACGCCGGAGCUUCUUGCCCCGACAGGCCCGCACCCUGUGGCUGGCCGCAAUACGAGUCCAUCGCCCCCAACCCACAGGUGAUACAGGGGGCGCUGGUGGGCGGACCUGACCAGCACGACAACUACCACGACGUUCGAUCCGACUAUGUUCAGAACGAAGUAGCCGAUGACUACAACUCUGGGUUCCAGGGGGCGCUGGCAGGCAUCGUGCACCUUCAAGCAACCAACAGUCUUCCCGCUACUAACAACAAAUGUCCUUGCAAUGCUUAGGUAACAGGACAUUAAAUUGUGUCGUUGGUAUAAAGUUUGUUUGUUUGAUCUGCAUUAACCUGAAAUACUUUAAACAGCCAAGCUUGUUGCUGUCUCCGGUCUACAAAAUAAAGGAAGUGUAAGAAGUGGUGAUAA